This is a messenger RNA of Cryptomeria japonica (Japanese cedar), 3002 nucleotides long. RefSeq lists its product as uncharacterized. The record is from RefSeq and is a predicted model, not a curated record. The transcript is spliced from 7 exons. NCBI's taxonomy places the organism in Eukaryota, Viridiplantae, Streptophyta, Pinopsida, Cupressales, Cupressaceae. Gene Ontology annotation, molecular function: catalytic activity. The coding region runs from base 356 to 2344 and encodes 662 amino acids.
AAUCUUCAACAGUACGAAAGAUGCUUCUGAAAUGACAGCUCACGACUUUUCGGCAGGGGCGGCCGGUAAAUAGAAUACGCAUCUGGGCCAGACUAGUGAGGUGUUUAGCGCUCUGCCGAAACAAGCAGGCCCGGCUAAAUUUGGCGGCCAGGUCAACUGUCAAACUGAAAAUGUGUUGCAUCCGCGUCCAAGCUAAAUUGCACUUUGUCUUUGCCUCUGUGCCUAUCUAUAAUUGCCGCUUCUCCAAGGCGUGAAUAAACUAAUGAGGAGAUUCGGUUAAAACUGAUUUCGGUUCUGUUUAUUGGAAUUUGCAGAUAUAAUUUGGGGGGAAAAUAUAGUUUGUUAGUUAAUUAGCAUGGGUUCGGGAAGAGGAAAGAUGGAGAGCGUUCGCAGGGCCACGAGGACUGUGCUUUUUAUGGUGAUGAUGGUAGGGUCGCUGGUUACUUCUUCGGCUUCGGUAAUUGUGGCAAUGGCGGAUGUCAUUAUGCCCUGCGUCAUCCUUUCUAUCUUCACUUGUUGCCAUUCCUGUUAUACGUUGACAUUUGAGUGGAAUACUUACAGCUUCCGAUCGUCUUUGGCGGAUGUUCCCCUGCUUUCUCUGUUUCGAUCAUUUCUUAUUUUAUGUGCCUAUUAUAUCUGUGAUGUACACUGCCUCUCCAAUGGUCCUUACCUCGGAAUCACGGUAAUAUGUGGUCUGGCAUCAGCUGUGAUUCUGAUAAUAAAGGUCUCUUUCUUCACUAUUUUAGAGGCUUUACAAGCCUCACCAACUGCACCUAGGAGCCAUCGGUUCAAGCAGUCAUGGGGUAUGCCUGCUAUGUUCUUAUCCUCUAUGGUGUUAGCUCUUGGUCACAUAGUAGUGGCAUACAAGAUACGAUAUCAAUCUCGACGGAUGCUACUUCUUCAACGAGUUGAUCCAGAAGCUGUUCUCGUGUCCAAAGCAGCUUCGCAUGGUUAUCAGAAACUCCUUCGAUCUCCUAAUCCACGAAAAAUUGCUAGAGUUGACUCUGAAGGGAAAAUGCAUCCCUUUUAUGAAGAGAGAGAUAUACCUGCAAAAAUGCUUGCUGAUGCUGAUAGCCUCUUCAUAUUAUGUGAAGGUCUGGUCAUCCAUUAUAAAAUUAUUUAUGAAAGACCAAUUUAUGGUUCGAUGUUUGACAACUUCUUUGGAGAUGCUAAUGAUAGAGAUUGGUGCAUCACAUCUGCGAGGCCAAUAUUUGAUAAUCCAUCCAAAGUUGUUUCUGGUUGCAGGAGUUUAAGUGAUAGUUUAACAAAUGCAUCAUUGAAUACUCCAUUAAUGGACAGCUUCACAGAGGAGGGGACCUCAGCAUCAAGCUGUGGCUUUGAUGAGUGUUUUCCUUUUCCUCAGCAAAUUACUCAUCUGAAAUUGGAGAAUUAUAUGCACGAUGAGAUGGACUCCAACUCAGAGUUUUUAAAUCCUGGAAAUUUGGUGGUAAAAACAGGGCAACAAAAAGCAGGAUUAGAUGGUAUUGUUUUGAUUCAUGGUUUUGGUGGAGGAGCUUUUUCUUGGAGAAAUGUCAUGACUCCCCUAGCAAGACGUACUGGCUGUCCAGUUGUUGCAUUUGAUCGGCCUGGUUGGGGACUCACUUCCCGUCCUCAAAGAGCUGAAUGGGAAGAAAAAGGACUACCUAACCCAUAUGAGCUUCGAUCACAGGUAGAUUCACUAUUUUCUUUUUGCAAGAAAUUGGGCCUUUUCUCUGUUGUGCUGGUGGGUCAUGAUGACGGUGGCUUGCUUUCUCUAAUGGCAGCUGAGAAAGCACAAACUUGUGUAGAUGUUUCUCGGGUAGAAGUGAAGGGAGUUGUACUGGUUAGUGUGAGUAUUUCUAGAGAGGUUGUACCAACCUUUGCUCGAGUCUUGUUGCAUACAUCAUUGGGACGACACUUGGUCCGUCCUCUUUUACGGACUGAGAUAAUCCAAGUAGCUAAUCGUCGUUCCUGGCAUGAUGCAUCAAAAUUAACAGCUGAUGUUUUGGACCUUUAUAAGGCACCAUUGCGGGUUGAAGGAUGGGAUAAAGCAAUUGCAGAAGUUAGUAAAUUGUCUAUAGGAACUAUGCUCUCAUCAAGCCAUGCCUCAGAUUUGUUGAAAGCGGUGCAAGGCUUACCGGUGCUGGUAACAGUUGGGGCAGAAGAUAUCUUAGUCUCCUUACGAUCGUCCCAGCUUCUAGCAUCUAAGAUUUCUAAUUCUAAACUAAUUGCGAUUUCUGGUUGUGGGCACCUCCCUCAUGAAGAGUGUCCAAAAGAAUUGCUGGCAGCUAUAGUGCCUUUUGUCUCUAACUUGUGUAUGGAGUUAAAUAAGCCAGACAAAUUCUUAUCCGAUGGAUAUCGAUAACAAUUUUGUGAGAAUCUUGAUGGUCUGAUCGAUGGCUUUGGCACUUCUAAAUGGACAUUUUAUUCGAAAGCUGGAGCAUGUGCAUGAUGCUUAUCGUUUCGAAUGAAGAAAGUAGCUGGAUUUAAAGCAAAAGCAGAUGAUACCCACCUUGCUAUUGAAUUUACCAAUUGCAUUAAAUCAGAAGCAGAUAUGGUUUGAGACAGAGGAGGUUGUAUUUAAUUCCGAAGAAGAGGUAUGGUUAGGUUUUUGCAAGCAAAGAUAAAAUUUUGCACUCCAUAUUGCACAGAAAGGUGUCGCUGUUAUACUUAAAUCACCGAUUCUCAAGUCAUUCCCAUUACAGAUGAAAAUGGCAGUAUCCAACAUGCGUGGGUGAUAGAAGUUAUUUUACAGCAAAUGUGCAGGACUUGUGGUAAAAUGGUGUGGAUUGAGGUCACUUUUUGACACAUCCAUUCUUUGCCAAUGUAAUUGGCUGUUGUUUCAUAUAGGAUGGUGCCAAAUUACUGGCACUAGUUUUGUUAAUGUUGUUUUUCUUUCCAACUUGUAUAUUGUCUUUUAGAAUGUACUAAGAAUUAUAGCCUUAAAAGCUAUAUAUUGUAUCUUGUAAAGAAUGAAAUUUUCCAUAUUGAGGCUGCAAUGUCAUAAUUUUUUGCUCUUGGCA